AUGGCAGCCGUCCUUGGAGCGCUCCGAGUGCUCACGACCGUCGCAGCUCUCAUGGUGGGCAUCUCACCCCUGCCGGACUUCUACCGCAUCCACAAGACGCACACGACAGGCGAGGUGUCCAUCUUGCCGAUCACGCUGCUCUUCUGCAACAGCUUCAUGUGGGCCAUCUACGGCGGCUCCGCGAACAAUAUCUUCCCCGUGCUGGUCUGCAACAUGUACGGCAUGGCGACCUCCGUCGUCUUCAGCUCCAUCUACUACCGCUGGAGCACCGACCGAGCGGCCAUCCACAAGAUCUGGGCCCGCGCGGCGUGCGUUCUCGCCGCUGGGACUUUGUACUUAAUCCUCGGGAGUUGCGGGGCUACGGGCCAAACGUUCGACCAAGUGGCCUCCACCUUCGGCUUCAUCGCUGUGGCGAUCAACAUCGCGCUGUAUGCGUCGCCCUUUGCCAACAUGAAGAAGGUCAUCGAGACCAAGGAUGCGUCCUCGCUGCCGAUCACGAUCAGUGUCGUAUUCCUCGGAAACGCUGCGCUCUGGGUGCUCUACAGCAUCACGGUCGGGGACAUGUUCGUGAUGGUGCCCAACCUGCUCGGCAUGCUCCUCUGCACGGCCCAAGUGGCGCUCUACAUCAAGUAUCGACCCAAGGGUGGCCAGGACGCGGACGAGUCGACCAACUUCAACAAGAGCAAGCUGGCGGAAGGACCUCAGAGCUACUGGGACCACAUCGCUCACUGGGUCAAGAACCCCUUGGGCUAUGAACUACUGAGCACGCCGGUGGCCCCGCUUCCGAGAUAA
Molecule: messenger RNA, 792 nt
Organism: Phytophthora sojae
Lineage: Eukaryota; Oomycota; Peronosporomycetes; Peronosporales; Peronosporaceae
Exons: 1
Coding region: 1-792 (263 amino acids)
Biological process (GO): carbohydrate transport
Cellular component (GO): membrane
Molecular function (GO): sugar transmembrane transporter activity
Source: RefSeq, a predicted model, not a curated record